AUGUCUUACAACCAGCGAGAGACUCCGGUCCUUGCUGAACUCUGCACCUCCCUGGUCAAGGAUGUCUACGGUGAACUCGCGGCACGGGUCUUUUCGAUCCUCGCGCGCCACGGACGCCAGAGUCUCGCAUCCAUCGCACGCGUCUCCUACCUGAACCCGCGCCAGAUCAAGUACGGCCUCGUCAUCCUCCUCCAGCAGCACCUCAUCUUCCACUCCGGCAGCGAUGCGCCCUUGACCUACUACGAGAUCGACUGGCAAAACUCGUACGCAAUCGUCCGCUUCGGCAAGAUCGUCAAGCUCGUCCAAGACCGCGACGGCAAAAAGGCCGCCAACGUCAUGUCCAACCUGCUCGCGCUCGGCCACACACGCAUCGCCGACUUGAAAGAAGCCUACUUCCCCUCCGAAACUGAAAGCGACUAUGACUCAGACGACGGCGCGGCCAACGGAGCCGGCUCAAAGCGGAAACGGACCAACGGCACUCACGUCAACGGAACAGGCAAGACGAACGGCGUGACAAAUGUUAUCUCCUCUGAGUUGGACGACGCGAAACCAGACCCCACCGAACUCACCAACGGCCACGGCAAGACGAACGGCGUGCACAAGCCCUCCAAAGUCGACAGUGUGACACACAACAGCGCUCCAGAAGAGCCCGGACAAGAACAGGAUGACAGCGACAUUGGCUCCGUCGAGGAGCUGUACGAAAUCAUCCAGCGGCUGAUGGAGCGCGGCUGGAUCAGGACAGUCACCGAAACACAAUACCUCUCCCCCGGCGACAUGCACGACAUGCUCUACCAGGAGUCCAUCGAGCAAGACAACAAUGGCGUCACACCCACGGGCACCAAAGACAAGGAUAUUGUCCACAGAGGGACCCUGCAGCGUAAACGGGCAAUGCGCGACGAAUGGCUGACGGUCCCAAAGUUUGCCCGAAAUGGACAGACGAAUGGUUCCAACAAGCGUGUGAAGAUCAACGGUGCGAACGGCACAAAUGGAUGGGCGGCACCAUCAUCGGACGACGACCUCGUUAUUCGCGUUAACCCGGAGAAGAUUGCAGUCGCCAUGCGGACGGAGCAGCUGGUGAGCCUGGUACAACAACGUCUAGGUUCCAUUACGGCGCGCGUUUACCAGACCAUGUUGCGCAUGCUCGAGUCCAAGACACCCCGCUGUUGGGAAGAGUGGCCUGACCCACCGCUACCUGCCGGCGAAGCUGGAGAGAACUCGAUCGACCCCCGCUUCCUCGUAACUGCCCGCGACGUCGCCACGAAGCUCAGCCGUGAGCGCGAUCUGGACAUCUUCGAGGGCCUCGAUCCGAACGCAGCGGCCCAGAUGACUCGCAAAGGGCACAUCAACCGAGCCACUAUCUGGACACAGCCAGUUGACCCCGCAACCCUCAAUAUGGAAGACAGGACCAAGGUCGUCGACAAGCACAUACAGAUGCUGGCUGAAGACCCGUUUCACUUUGUCACCUGGCACUCUCGCGCCGGAUUCUCGCAAUGGCACAUCGAGUUCGACGAGAUCGCGCGGCAGAUGAUACAGACCGAGAUCGAGAACACCAUCUCUGCAAGGAAGGGAUCCCUGGGCGUGAAACUGGUUCGCGCGUUGAAGAAGAAGGGCAAGCUCGACGAGCGCGCCAUGUGCAACGUCAUGAUGAUGCCCGCCGCCGACGUUCGUGGCAUAGUCAACGACCUCACCAUCCAGGGCUUUGUCCAGACGCAGGAGAUUCCCAAAGUCGACCGACGCGAAGCGAAGCAUUCCCUCCACCUUGUCUGGUACGAUCGCCAGCGCGCCCGCGAAAAGCUGCUCCACGACACCUACAAGGGCAUGGUCCGCAUCCUCCAACGUAUAGAAUACGAACGAGAGAAGAUUGAGUUUACCCUGACCAAAGCCGAGCGCUCUGACGUGGUCGGCAAUGAAGAGAAAUGGUUGAGCCCACGCGAGUUGGACGACCUUCGCAAAUGGAAAGAGGUGCAAGAGAAGUUGUUGCUACAGCUAUCCCGCGAAGACGACCUCGUCGCUACAUUGAGAGAUUUCCACGGGCCGUUGGUCUCUGCUUAG
This is a messenger RNA of Alternaria ethzedia, 2052 nucleotides long. RefSeq lists its product as uncharacterized. Bases 1 to 2052 code for a protein of 683 amino acids. Gene Ontology annotation, biological process: DNA-templated transcription. Gene Ontology annotation, cellular component: RNA polymerase III complex. The transcript has 3 exons. The record is from RefSeq and is a predicted model, not a curated record. Lineage: Eukaryota; Fungi; Ascomycota; Dothideomycetes; Pleosporales; Pleosporaceae. Gene Ontology annotation, molecular function: single-stranded DNA binding.